GUCGAACGUUAUCAGAACUCCAAAUUCAGCUAACCACCUCCGCGUCCUUUUUGUUAACCUGAGUUAUACUUUCUGAGUUAUGUUAAUGUUUUAUUUCCACGUGUUCCACUACUUGUCUGAAAAAUGUAUCUGAGCCUGUAACUUUGCACAUUAUAGGAUAUGCAAUAAUUUGAGGGAAGGUAACAGCCUACAAAACAACGAGAAGGAAUUUUGCAACCAUGAAGAAGAAAAAAAUCAAGUAUGCUGAAAGUGCUCCCAGGUCAUCACCGGUUGAAGAUAUUCAAUCUGGGGAGAACAGCACCCUGGACUUUACAGAAUAUGAGAUUGAGCGUGACAAAGCAAUCAGAGUUAUACAGAGAUCAUGGAAGAAACAUGUUGAUACUCAAGUCUUCAAGUACUUCAAAGAACUUCUAAACUUCCACAACCAGGGACAGCCACAUAUUCUGCUGAAACAUGUCAAUCCCAGAGAGGCAGACAUUCUUGAUCCUGGGGCAGGGGUCUUUAUCCGUUUUAGAUUGGGUGGUAUCACCUUCCCACCAAGCAUCUACUAUAAGAUCUUCACUCAUCGGCCUAUAGUGGAUUUAUGUGCUAGCAGUCCCAAAGAUUACACCCACGAGGCCCAGAGACGACCUGUUCCUCGGCAGAGACAUAACCACCUCCCAGUCGUCCAAGAUGACAGGUCAAGCUGGUACAAGCGUGUGGAAAAUAAUGGAUGGAGAGUGCUGGUAGGCAAGAUUAGUCAUUUCGGUGAUACAAUCACACAAGAUACCAGUGCAAAGAAGUUCGAGUACAAACAUACCAAACUACUGAGACGGCAAGAUGUUGAAAAGCGAAAGAAGUUAAGGAAGAUUGAGUGGUUUAAAAAAAUGUAUGAGGACGGGGUCCUGCGUGCGUGGACGGGGCACCAAGAGACGGCCCUGCUGGUGGAGAAGUCUACUUUUGGCAUGAUGUGUGCAGUGGAGCAGCUGGGAGUAGAUCACGUAGCCGAGUGGGAAGUGGACGAGCUGCUGGAGUGGACGAACGCACUCAACUUUGACGAGUAUAUCAAUGGAUGGAAGACAAUAGGCAGUAGCCAGUCAUCUGAAUAUGUGAAAGAUGUGGGACUGUUGAAGUCCAGAUGCAACCCCUGUGAAGCUUCCCAGCUCACUCAGGAGAACAGCCAGUUUGUAACCAACAGCAGCGUCCUUCACCCCCAAAUAUCAAACAUAAUCAAGUCUGAACAUUCAUCAGCUGGCGUCCGAAUGCCAUAUGGGAACUCAAGCUCCGGACGCUACUGUAUCAACAACUGAGCAUUACUGUGACCGCAUAAAAGGAAUUAAAGAAGUAGU
Messenger RNA from Sardina pilchardus (European sardine), 1328 nucleotides. It is a transcript of the gene c19h11orf65, whose product is annotated as chromosome 19 C11orf65 homolog. The record is from RefSeq and is a predicted model, not a curated record. The transcript has 10 exons. Bases 219 to 1289 code for a protein of 356 amino acids. NCBI's taxonomy places the organism in Eukaryota, Metazoa, Chordata, Actinopteri, Clupeiformes, Clupeidae.